This is a messenger RNA of Exophiala spinifera, 2586 nucleotides long. RefSeq lists its product as uncharacterized. NCBI's taxonomy places the organism in Eukaryota, Fungi, Ascomycota, Eurotiomycetes, Chaetothyriales, Herpotrichiellaceae. Gene Ontology annotation, biological process: intracellular signal transduction; peptidyl-serine phosphorylation. The transcript is spliced from 2 exons. The coding region runs from base 1 to 2586 and encodes 861 amino acids. Gene Ontology annotation, molecular function: ATP binding; protein serine/threonine kinase activity. The record is from RefSeq and is a predicted model, not a curated record.
AUGGCUGACCUGUCUCUUGGUCCGCUGAGGAUUGCGAACCCGGAUGAUGCUUCUCCUGAUACUGCAUUACAGCCUCAAUCUACGCCGGCCACACUUCCAAACGUUUCUCCACUGAACGAUGUCACCGGACGAGGCGACUACCUGUCAGCUGUGCCUCCCAGAUCCGACAGCCCUGUUUCUCCGUUAGAGACGUCUCCGGACGGCCCAUCGUCUCAAGUGACUACUGAGCUAUCAUCAUCAGUCUCGUCUUCCACUGCACCAUCGACCUUCGCCCCGAAUAAUCGCCCGGCGGACCGAACCGCACAGAGGUCGAAUCUUCCCUACACAUAUCAAGAUCAGCAACAAGCGCAGUUUCCUCAAUACCCACCCAACUCGAAUCGCCCUGGAUCAACCUAUUAUACACAGAUGCCUGUCAACGGUGCUGCCGGCAACGGGAUCUCGAGACAAGGAUCGUACAGGGUGCGAGGUGAUGGAGCCGGCAAUUCGGGCUUCCCUGUGAGGACCUCUUCAAAGAGAUCGGGCAUGGGAGAAGUGGCCGGUGUACCCUCAAGAGAUGAUUCUCAUACAGAAAGAGCAUAUGGGCCAGGACAAUAUACGUCGGGCAAUGCCCCUCUCCCACCACGAAAGGCUUCUCGAGGAAUGGGCUCAACACGGCUGGGUUCCACUCCAGUCGGAAGCACACCGCUGUCUACCACUCCGGGGUCGAUACAUACGCCUCUUUCCGGGUCGCCGUACAAUCUCGAAGAUCGACCUUUGACCAGCGCGGCCGAAGACUGGCAAGAACGGGGGGCGGCUGUGGGCGUUAAGAAGGAAUACGAUGCCGAUGGCCGGGUAUCAAUUAAGCCUGUCAAAAAGGGGGUAAAAGAUUUCAAUUUUGGGCGUACGUUAGGUGAAGGUUCUUACAGUACAGUGCUUGCGGCGACAGACCGGUCAACCGGCAAGGACUACGCAAUCAAGGUACUCGACAAACGCCAUAUCAUCAAAGAAAAGAAGGUCAAGUAUGUCAACAUCGAACGGGAUACGCUAAAUCGGUUGACGGAUCAUCCUGGUGUCGUCCGAUUGUACUACACUUUCCAGGACGAGCGAUCCCUAUAUUUCGUCCUUGACCUAUGCCCCGGAGGUGAAUUGCUCGGGGUACUAAAGCGAAUGUCGACCUUUGACGAAGAGUGCACUCAAUUUUAUGGCGCACAGAUUCUUGACACAAUUGAAUACAUGCACAGCCGCGGCGUUAUCCACCGAGACUUGAAGCCCGAAAAUCUCUUGCUCGAUGAGAACAAGCACAUCAAGGUGACCGAUUUUGGUACGGCCAAGCUGCUGUCGGAGAGAAAGGAUCCCGAGGGACGAAUCGACUUCGAACCUGAUGCCACAUCGGAUGAGAACAGGGCGAACUCGUUUGUCGGCACUGCAGAAUACGUGAGCCCUGAAUUGUUGACGGAUAAAAAUGCCUGUAAGGCCAGCGAUCUCUGGGCCUUUGGGUGUAUCAUAUAUCAGCUCCUGGCUGGUAGGCCACCAUUCAAGGCUAGUAACGACUACCAAACCUUUCAGAAAAUUGUCAACCUUGACUACGACUUCCCUCGAGGCUUCCCGGAUCUUGCUCGGGAUCUUGUAGAAAGACUACUGGUCUUGGAUCCUCAGCGGCGUCUUUCGCUUGAACAUGCGAAAAAUCAUCCCUUCUUCAACGGGAUACAGUGGGGUCGAGGCCUGUGGCAGCAGAAAGCGCCGCGGUUGAAGGCUUACGUCCCUCCUCCACAGGCACCUAUCAAGCUCAAUGGUGGCGGUGCUGACCAGGAGAGCUACCCUGCUAAUAUAGCACCAGCACACAGCACACAAUCGACCAUGCUUCCUCCGAACAAUCAGAAACCGCACCCACGUGUGAUCACUGAGUUGCCGCCACCGAGCCAACUCGACAUUGAAUGGUCACCGGUCCUUACCAGGAACAAUGAGAGAAUCCUCAAGUUGGGCAAUCUCUGUGUUGUGUCGACACCAAAUCCUCAUAGUCCCCACGGGGGCGAAGGAGGAAACAAAUUGUCCAGGUUGUUUGGCAGCAGGGACACCAAGAAGCGACAAAGGCUUGUGAUGGUGACAUCAAGCGCUCGCAUAAUUAUUGCAGCAGCUGGCGGCGAGGAGAAGAAAUCCAAGUCAGAGAUAUCUUUGUUGUCCCCCGGCACAGAAUUCUCCAGUGCGACAGACUCGAAGGGAAUUACUCAGUGGAUUGUCGAUACGAAGGACAGACACUAUGUUUUCGAGGAUCCAAAACCGCCUUCGAAUGAACAAAUGGCGACGGCCAUAUCAGCACAGGAGUGGCUUGACGCACUGGUAAGAGCCCGAGAGAUUGCAAUCUCUUUGCAAAACUCCAAUAACACCUAUGCCAAUGACGAUACCCUCAACUUGUCAUCUUCCGGGCUAUCCAGUCAUGCAAGCACAAUGGAUAGGACGACAGACCUGAGUCUUCAUUCGGUCACCCACGGGCACUCUGGUCGUAUGAUGCUUCACAAACAACUCUCUGGAGGCGAUACCGAAUCGCUCAAGGGCAGAAAGCGUUUCAGCAAACGGCAAUCCAAGAGCGGGUUGACUGCGGUCUUCUGA